Dentiscutata heterogama is the source of this 215-nucleotide messenger RNA. The record is from the annotation of a GenBank genome assembly. NCBI's taxonomy places the organism in Eukaryota, Fungi, Glomeromycota, Glomeromycetes, Diversisporales, Gigasporaceae.
GUGCCGAUCAUGCUUCCAAAGUACAUAGAGGUAAGAAUGAUUCCCGCCAUCAAUGUUUACGGCAAUUGGCAUGUAGACAUAAAAUAGAUCAUGCUUUAUCAGUUGAACAUUAUGGUAUAAUGAAUGACAGACCAAAUACCCCAGCACCUAAACAAGAAAAUAAGUUGGACCCAGACUCAGAUAAGGAUAAAGAUUCAGACGAGGACUCAGAUGCG